This is a messenger RNA of Moesziomyces antarcticus, 405 nucleotides long. RefSeq lists its product as uncharacterized. The record is from RefSeq and is a predicted model, not a curated record. Bases 1 to 405 code for a protein of 134 amino acids. NCBI's taxonomy places the organism in Eukaryota, Fungi, Basidiomycota, Ustilaginomycetes, Ustilaginales, Ustilaginaceae. The transcript has a single exon.
AUGAAGACCUUCGCCUCUGUCAUGCUCGUGGCAACAGCCUUUGCCGGACUUGUCAACGCUGGCUGGAACCCCGAGCAGCCGCCUAACUACACCGUGUCGGCCUACUGUGCCAACACCAACGCCGAACGGGCUUGCUUCACCACCGACAUCGGAGACCUUACUCCCGGUGCUGGCUCGCACUUCAGCGGGUUCGUAUCCGGUGACAAGAAGAGCUUUGUCGUGUACAAAGAUACGGACAGCACGGCUUCGCUUGUGGUGGGCAAGUACAUCAUCAACAUCAACUGGGCGACUUCCGGUAAUGAUGGCCAGACUUGCUGUGCGGUCGACGUCCAGACUCAGGACGGCCAGGACGUGAGCAACUACCUCUCCUGCGCCCAGGCCAAGUGGUUCAACCUCUCGGCCUGA